This is a messenger RNA of Striga hermonthica, 1101 nucleotides long. The record is from the annotation of a GenBank genome assembly. NCBI's taxonomy places the organism in Eukaryota, Viridiplantae, Streptophyta, Magnoliopsida, Lamiales, Orobanchaceae.
AUGCCCCUCUCUCACAAUAUUCUCCCAAGGGUCCUUUCAUUUUACCAUCAUUGGAAGAAAAUAUAUGGUUCAAUGUUCCUAGUUUGGUUUGGGCCGACGGCCCGUCUAACGGUCUCCGACCCGGCCCUCAUCAGAGAGAUUUUCAUCUUGAAAUCAGAGCUUUUUGAGAAAAAUGAAUCUCCCCCACUUGUGAGGAAAAUUGAAGGUGAUGGCUUGUUGAGCCUCAAAGGAGAAAAAUGGGCUCACCACAGAAAAAUUAUUCAACCAACUUUCCACACUGAAAAUCUCAAGCUGAUGAUACCCAUGAUGGCCAAAAGCAUGGAGGCAGCACUUACGAAAUGGUCCGAGAAAAUGUCGAUUGAUGGGAAAGUGGAAAUCGAGGUUUCCAACUGGUUCGAGAAUCUAGUCGAGGAUGUGAUUACGAGGGUGACUUUCGGGAGCAGCUACGAAGAUGGGCGGGCCAUUUUCGAGCUGCAGUCCCAGCAAAUGGUCCAUGCCACCGAGGCUUAUCAGAAAGUGUUCAUCCCUGGUUAUAGAUUUUUGCCGACGAGAAAGAACAGAAUAUCUUGGAGACUGGAAAAGGAAAUUCGAAAGUCGCUACUAAAGCUUAUUGACCAUCGAACAAAAUCGUGGUUUCAAGUUGACGACAUGUCAGAUGAAUGUCCCAGCGAUUUAUUGGAACUCAUGAUAAAAAAUAGCAACAUCUCAUCAAAUCAUAAUAAUUAUCAUGAGAAGUCGCCGUCAAUAUCGUCCAUAAUAACACCUAACGACGUCGUGGAGGAGUGUAAGACCAUUUUCUUCGCCGGCAAGCACACCACCUCCAACCUGCUUACGUGGACGACGGUGCUGUUGGCGAUGCACCCUUAUUGGCAGGACCAGGCACGUGAGGAGGUUCUCAGAGUGUGUGGUGCACGUGACGUCCCGACUAAAGAUGAGCUCCCCAAAUUUAAAAUGGUGAAGAACCGGAACCGACGCGCAUGGCCAAAGCUCGAGUUCAACGUAUCGACAAAAUUCUUCGGGCCGGUUCGACGGGCCAGGUUGGAACCGGCCAUGUCUAGGUACGUGGCUACGAACCACGAUGUUUGCCCACAACUAGGUUGA